Molecule: messenger RNA, 1584 nt
Organism: Colletotrichum higginsianum IMI 349063
Lineage: Eukaryota; Fungi; Ascomycota; Sordariomycetes; Glomerellales; Glomerellaceae
Product: Protein-tyrosine phosphatase
Exons: 1
Coding region: 1-1584 (527 amino acids)
Biological process (GO): protein dephosphorylation
Molecular function (GO): protein tyrosine phosphatase activity
Source: RefSeq, a predicted model, not a curated record
AUGGACCAUCUCCCCAAAUUUCGCAGGAAACCAAAGAUCCCAACAAUUUCCACGACAGACGUCAAGACCCCUCCCUCCCGAAACGGCUUUGACGAGCAGCCGCCCCAGCAGAUCUAUCCCUCCACCAACAACAACACCAACACCGUCACCGUCACCGGCGGCAGGUCGCCAACCCCGACAAAGCCCGGCUUGCGCAAGUCGGCCUUUCGCGGUCUUCACCUGCGCGGCUCCGCUAAGCGCGGCCGCUCUCCUCCCGCCGCCUCCCUGCCGCAUUCGCCGCCCUCGCCAGCUAUUGUCUCCCACGACGGCAUUGCCUCCUCCCCGGCAUCGUCAAAACAGAAAGACAAGGCUGGGAGUGAGAACGGCAACGGGAGUGGUAGCGCUGGCGGCAGCGCCAGCGGUAGCAAGAUCGGCAGCAAGCACGGCUCUGUCGCAUCGGAGUCCGGGAAAAACAGCCACGAAAGCCCUUGGCCAAAGCCGAGGAUCCCGGCUUUCCUCAACCUCUCGGUACCAGGUACGAGAUCUCGGCCGCCUCGCAGACGUGGAGGCGCAAGGCGGGAACUAAUUGCUGGUUUGCACCCAGAUCUAGAGAACAAGUUUCAGGACCUCGUCUGGCUGGAACGCGAACGCUUGGCCGCCGGCCUGGCCUCCGACGCCGAUGAGACCGCGAAAUGGGGUUCCUACAAGCAGACGGACAUGCGAAGAGGCUUGCAGGAUCGCUACUUUAACAUUAAACCCUGGAACCACAACCGCAUAAAGCUGCGCGUGCCCGCCGAGGAGCUUGACUACGUCAACGCCUCGACGAUAUCCCUCUCAUCACCCUCGAACAAGGAGCUCCCUCCCUUGCGGUACAUCGCCAUGCAGGGCCCGACAGAGAACUCGCUCGACUUUGUUUGGCGCAUGGUCGCCGAGCAGCUUACGUCUCCUGUCGUUAUCGUCCAGCUCACGAGCUUUUUCGAGAACAACCAGGUCAAAUGCUUCCCUUACCUGCCCAUGGACGAUACACAAGGCCCCUGGACGAUAAAUGAGCUGGAUGGCUGGAGCGACGGCUGGAGCGCCACGCUGAGCUUCGACUCGCUCACCACUCUGGAGGACGGUGCCAUCGAAGUCCGCAAGCUUCUGUUUCGCGUUGGUGAAGAAGAGGAGGACCGCAUAAUCUGGCAUCUCCUCUACACCAAGUGGCCCGACUUCGGCGUCCCCGCUGUCGACGACCUCGCGAGCUUCUUCACACUCAUGCGCCUGUCGCGCGAGUACAACACGGCGCCCGAGAACCCGCGCAUCAUUCACUGCAGCGCGGGCGUCGGGCGCACGGGAACCUUUAUCACGCUGGAGCACCUAAUGCGCGAGCUGGAUGACGGUGCGCUCGACGACUACGACGGCGCGGGCGAGGGCGACGAUCUCAUUUUCGCAACCGUCGACGCCCUGCGGGAACAGCGCCGCAGCAUGGUCCAGGCCGAGUCGCAGUACCUGUUCCUAUACCAGGUGCUGCGCAAGCUGUGGCAAGAAAAAUACGACGUCGAGGACAGCGACGGCGAUAGCGAGCCUGCGGCUAAGAGGCUCGAGGUCGAAGAGCUGCCGACAUGA